CAGGCAUCCUGAAGAACGAUAGGCGGGACGAACUCCUCCAGACCUUGGCGGAAGAGAUCAAGCAGCUGAAGGAUCCGAUACGUCCAGGUCUCCGGCAUAGCGGCCAAGGCGAAGGUCGAGGGGUCGCCGCUCGCCUACAGCAGCCCGCUUCAGCUGGCGGACCUCUCGGCGAGUUCUGCCCAGGACCGGACCCCCCGAGGAGGUGGGGCGGCGACCUGGCGUCGGAGGUGUCGCGGUCGCUGGGCAAGGCGCCCGCCGCCGGCGGCUUCGCCUCCUCCAGCACCGGCGGCUCGGACAACGGCCUGCCCUGGGGCCCACGGCCGACGCAGGGGGUCAUGAACCACUCGCGGGACGUGCACUCGCCGCAGGGUGUUGCACUGGGCGCCCCAGGAGACUCCAGGUGGGCUCCAGAGCCCGCACAGCUGGCGCGGUACGGCGCCGAGUUCGAGGCCCUGGACGAGGAUCGGGACGGCUUCGUGGAGGGACGUCCGCGGACCCCUCGAGAGGUCGGGGCUGCUGACGGACACGCUGAAGGCGAUCUGGGUGCUCGCGGAUGCGGACUGCGAUGGCCGCCUCUCCCGCGCAGAGUUCGUCUGCGCCAUGCACCUCGCGCACCGGUGCGGCAGCGAGGGCAUCGAGGCGCCCG
Prorocentrum cordatum is the source of this 646-nucleotide messenger RNA. Lineage: Eukaryota; Dinophyceae; Prorocentrales; Prorocentraceae. The record is from the annotation of a GenBank genome assembly.